Punica granatum (pomegranate) is the source of this 1568-nucleotide messenger RNA. NCBI's taxonomy places the organism in Eukaryota, Viridiplantae, Streptophyta, Magnoliopsida, Myrtales, Lythraceae. The record is from RefSeq and is a predicted model, not a curated record.
UGAGACCGCAAUGUUGGAAAGUCCUUCAGUCUCGACCCCAGACUGGAUCGACUGAGCUACAUUGCACGAGGCAUCAAUAAGGAAAAAAAGAAAAAAAGAAAAAAAAAAGCUUGUGGAUGAGAUUAUCUUGCCCGAAAAUAUCAGCUUUUUCUUAUUCUUCUACCCGUCUUAGUCGAAUUUCUUCCUAAUUUUCCUGCAAAAUUCUGCAUUUUUCUUCAAGUUCAUCUGCUCUCUGUUGACUGCAAAGAUGGGGUUUAUCCCCUUUUAGCGGAAGAUUAAAGGUCUCGUCCUUCCAGUAUUCGGUGAUGGGUUUGCUCACUGUAGGCGGGUACAGGGCGACAACCUGCGGAGCCUUCAACUGCUCUGUUUUGAGAAACCAUGGCCGGAAAGGGAUUCCGAGAGCCAACUACUUCGAUAGUGGAGCUGGGGAAUUUCGCUGUUAAAUCCUCGGCGAAGAGAUUGAGGAAACGCAGCAAGCCCAGGAAAGGUGAUGAUGUGGGAAUUGAUGAGAGCUUAUUGGAUGAGAAGAAGGGCCGGAAUUCUGCAGAUGGAUCGUCCUUAAAAGUUGAUCUUGCUCAAGAAGAUGAUAGUUCGUAUGUGGGAGCAUCUGCUGCUCAGGGCUCAGUGGUUAUGCCCUCUAGAGAUGCAGUUCUUCAAGCAUGUGUAGUCACUUCAGGGUUGCUGGCUGCCCUUGGGGCCGGUAUUCGGCAGGUGUCCCAUAUUGCAUUCAUGGAAGGAUUGCCAGUCACUGAUUGCACCAAGGAAGUGACAUUUGGUUUUGAGAUGUGGCAUCUUGAGUUGAUUACAGGACUUGUGAUUCUCAUAUCAUCAUCUCGGUACCUUCUUCUCAAGACGUGGCCUGAUUUUGCCGAGUCUAGUGAAGCAGCGAAUCAACAGGUUCUUACUUCCCUCGAAUCUUUGGAUUACCCCAUAGUCGCUUUUUUCCCUGGAAUCAGUGAGGAGCUUCUUUUUCGUGGUGCUCUGAUGCCAGUAAUAGGACUCAACUGGACAAGUGUCCUCGUAGUUGCUUCCAUAUUUGGAGUUCUGCACUUAGGGAGUGGGCGGAAGUAUUCCUUCGCUGUUUGGGCAACCUUUGUUGGAUUUAUGUACGGUUGGGCAACAAUUGCUUCGGGGAGCAUCGUUGUGCCCAUGGUUUCCCACGCAGUGAACAAUCUUGUUGGUGGAAUCUUGUGGCGGUUCGACUCAGACUCGUCAAAGCGGGAACCAAGGUGAACCUUUCUUUUGUAAACGAGAACUCUGAGAAGGUAUAGUAUAGAUGUACAUCACAGUCGAAUUUAGUUCGAGAUUCCUGAGGGGGCACUUCGAUGAACCGAAGCGUGUGGUGGAGUUUGACAGACACAAGGUGGUCCAGCAUGAAACGUGCAGCGGUUCUCCUCAUGUUUCAAUCGGUGGUGCAUAUGAAACGUUGAUUUGGAAUCAAGUUACUGUAUGUUCGAUCUUGUUAUUUUAUUUUAGCUUUUCCAUUUCUCGGUUACAAGAGAGACCGGAAUAAAAAUCAAAGAGAAACACCCACACGCACAUGCACCAAAUCAAGUGUCAUGAUUCAA